Molecule: messenger RNA, 1065 nt
Organism: Vigna unguiculata (cowpea)
Lineage: Eukaryota; Viridiplantae; Streptophyta; Magnoliopsida; Fabales; Fabaceae
Product: bidirectional sugar transporter SWEET9-like
Biological process (GO): carbohydrate transport
Cellular component (GO): membrane
Molecular function (GO): sugar transmembrane transporter activity
Source: RefSeq, a predicted model, not a curated record
ACACAUUGUCCUACACAUACAGCACAAAAGGCAAAGCUAGUUUUUUCCAACAUUUUAGCAAACGCCUCAACAUCUAAAAAUGGUUGCAUUUUCUGCUCAAGAGAUGGCUUUCAUCUUUGGUCUUCUAGGUAACAUUGUCUCGUUUCUGGUGUUCUUGGCACCCUUGCCAACCUUCUAUACAAUUUUCAAGACCAAAUCAUCUGCGGGGUUUCAAUCGAUUCCAUAUGUUGUCGCACUUCUUAGUGCACUCUUGCUUCUGUACUAUGGCUUCAUAAAAACCAAUGCUAUUUUGAUUGUCACCAUCAACAGUAUUGGAUGUUUCAUAGAAGUUACAUACCUUGCAAUGUACAUUAUAUAUGCUCCCAAGAAGCAGAAGAUUUCGACUUUGAUAAUGAUACUCAUUGCUGAUGUUGGAGGUUUUGGCUUAACCAUGUUGGUCACCAUCUUCUCCAUGACUGGAAUCAACCGUGUUCGUGCUGUGGGUUGGGUUUGUGCCAUUUUCAACAUUGCAGUGUUCGCUGCUCCUUUAAGCAUAAUGAGGAAGGUCAUAAAAACCAAAAGUGUUGAGUACAUGCCAUUUUCACUGUCCUUGUUUCUCACCCUCUGCGCCACCAUGUGGUUUUUCUACGGGCUCUUCGACAAGGAUCCAUUCAUUAUGCUGCCAAAUGUGCUAGGAUUUCUGUUUGGCAUCACCCAAAUGAUCUUAUACAUGGUAUACAAGAAUUCUGAGAAGAAGAACACGAAAGCCAAUCGUACACAGCAGCAAGAAAGUGAGGGCACAGUGAACACAAAAGAGUGUGAUGACACUAAACAUGAUUUCCCUUCGGUGGUGGAAAUGAAAGAGAAUCCACUUGAUCAAGUUUGAAGUUAUUAUGUUGAUAAAAUUCUAAGGUCCAGCGUUGGUGCAGGACUAUAAAUAGGCUUAGUUUUUGAAUUCUGAAUAACUAAUGUAUGGUAUCUAAUUACACUGUUGAAUAACCGCUUUUGCCACAUGGCAUGCAUUGAUUAUGUAAUAGCUAAUGAUUAUAUUUCUGGUUGAAGUAUAUGUUUGUGUUCUUAUUGAAA